Grammomys surdaster is the source of this 5485-nucleotide messenger RNA. RefSeq names its product mbt domain containing 1 (gene Mbtd1). The coding region runs from base 335 to 2203 and encodes 622 amino acids. Gene Ontology annotation, biological process: regulation of DNA-templated transcription. Lineage: Eukaryota; Metazoa; Chordata; Mammalia; Rodentia; Muridae. Gene Ontology annotation, cellular component: nucleus. The record is from RefSeq and is a predicted model, not a curated record. Gene Ontology annotation, molecular function: zinc ion binding. The transcript has 18 exons.
GCUGGGGAGGGAGGGCUAUGCUAAUGUUGUUGAUAUCCUGGGGCCACCCGAGUUAAAGGGGGGAAAUCUGGGGGCUGCCACUGCUGCCACUGGCCCUAGCCCAGCCGGGGAUCCCCCCCUGUAGUCGCCGCAGUCCCGGGGAAAGGCGCCCGCCCCCUGCUCUGGGGGGAGGGGGCGCCGCGGGCUCGGGGAGCACGGACGGCCCCUACCCAUGAGGCCCUGAUGGAAAACACAAAGGAUCUGAGUCGGAAGAGACACUAGAAGUCACCCAAAGCAGCCGCCCCUGUCCAGCUUCUGACGAGUGGGUUUCUGUAAGCCUCCACUCAGAGAUGUGAUGAUCACUGCAAUUAAAAAACAGAACAUUCUUCACAAUCCAAAAGAAAAAGCAGACUUGUUCGGGAUGUUUGACGGCUAUGAUAGCUGCAGUGAGGACACAAGUAGCAGCUCCAGUUCUGAGGAGAGUGAAGAAGAAGUUGCUCCUUUACCGUCCAACCUCCCAAUUAUCAAAAAUAAUGGACAAGUCUACACAUACCCAGAUGGUAAAUCUGGCAUGGCUACCUGCGAGAUGUGUGGGAUGGUCGGUGUACGAGAUGCUUUUUACUCUAAAACGAAACGUUUCUGUAGUGUUUCUUGUUCAAGAAGUUAUUCGUCAAACUCUAAGAAGGCAAGCAUUCUGGCCAGACUUCAGGGUAAGCCUCCAACAAAGAAAGCAAAAGUCCUUCAGAAACAACCUUUAGUUGCUAAAUUAGCUGCCUAUGCUCAGUAUCAAGCUACCUUGCAAAAUCAAGCAAAGACAAAAGCAGGUAAUUCUGCUAUCUCCGUGGAAGGCUUCAGCUGGGGUAACUACAUCAACAGCAAUAGCUUCAUAGCAGCUCCAGUUGCCUGUUUUAAGCAUGCACCUAUGGGGACCUGCUGGGGUGAUAUCUCAGAAAAUGUAAGGAUAGAAGUUCCCAAUACAGACUGCAGUCUACCUACCAAAGUCUUCUGGAUUGCUGGAAUUAUAAAAUUAGCAGGUUAUAAUGCCCUUUUGAGAUAUGAAGGAUUUGAAAAUGAUUCUUCUCUGGACUUCUGGUGCAAUAUAUGUGGGUCUGAUAUUCAUCCAGUUGGUUGGUGUGCAGCCAGUGGAAAACCUCUCGUUCCUCCUAGAACUGUUCAACAUAAAUAUACAAACUGGAAAGCUUUUCUAGUCAAAAGACUUACUGGUGCCAAAACGCUUCCUCCUGAUUUCUCACAAAAGGUUUCUGAGAGUAUGCAGUAUCCUUUCAAACCUUGCAUGAGAGUAGAAGUAGUUGACAAGAGGCAUUUAUGUCGAACAAGAGUAGCAGUGGUAGAAAGUGUAAUUGGAGGAAGACUACGGCUGGUGUAUGAAGAGAGUGAAGAUAGAACGGAUGACUUCUGGUGCCACAUGCACAGCCCCUUAAUCCACCAUAUUGGGUGGUCGAGAAGCAUAGGCCAUCGAUUCAAGAGAUCUGAUAUUACAAAGAAACAGGAUGGACAUUUCGAUACACCGCCACACUUAUUUGCUAAGGUAAAAGAAGUAGACCAGAGUGGAGAAUGGUUCAAAGAAGGAAUGAAAUUGGAAGCUAUAGAUCCAUUAAAUCUUUCUACAAUAUGUGUUGCAACCAUUAGAAAGGUGCUGGCUGAUGGAUUCCUGAUGAUUGGGAUUGAUGGCUCAGAAGCAGCAGACGGAUCUGACUGGUUUUGUUAUCAUGCAACCUCUCCUUCUAUUUUCCCUGUGGGUUUCUGUGAAAUUAACAUGAUAGAACUGACUCCACCCAGAGGUUACACAAAACUUCCUUUUAAAUGGUUUGACUACCUCAGGGAAACCGGCUCCAUUGCAGCACCAGUAAAACUAUUUAAUAAGGAUGUUCCAAACCACGGAUUCCGUGUGGGAAUGAAAUUAGAAGCUGUAGAUCUCAUGGAGCCACGGUUAAUAUGUGUAGCCACAGUUACUCGAAUUAUUCAUCGUCUCUUGAGGAUACAUUUUGAUGGAUGGGAAGAAGAAUAUGAUCAGUGGGUAGACUGUGAGUCCCCUGACCUCUAUCCUGUAGGGUGGUGUCAGUUAACUGGAUAUCAGCUUCAGCCUCCAGCAUCACAGUCAUCAAGAGAAAGCCAGUCAGCGUCUUCAAAACAGAAGAAAAAGGCUAAGUCUCAGCAAUACAAAGGACAUAAGAAAAGUACUGAAGAAAUGACGGUGUCUUAGCUGUAAAGUUGAUAAAACAUGAAGAUGAACAGCCAGUGCGUUCCAGAAGACUUGGUAACAGCGUGCAUUUCUGUCUGUCUCAUGCAGUGACUACAUCCCAGCUAAAGGAGGAACUGCUGGAUGGAGAAGAGUAUAGCUUCCUUCAAGGAGCGUCUGACCAAGAGAGCAAUGGCUCUGCCACCGUCUACAUCAAACAAGAGCCAUGAGGCAACUCAGAAACUAUGGGUGGAAGGGGCUGUUUACAGGACUGAUUUGUAGUCAGUCUGCUGCACAGCAGGCUAUUCUACUGGGACAUUUUGCUAAACACAGAAAAGUUCAGUUCCAGAUUUUUCAGGUUGGGGGGGAAACUAUUUUGGUGGGGGGGGCAAUUUUUCAAUUUAUAAAGACAGACAAUUUUUGUGUUGUAUUUGAAGCUUUUGAAAGAAUUUUGUAAUAUUUUCCAAGUUUGGAUUUAUGUGCAUUGUUAACAAGAACUGAAAUUAUAACUUUUUUGGUAAGAUAAAAGUUUAGGUAGCAGGAUUGAAGGAAAUGAUUAAGAAGGAUAUAGUUGUAAAUGCAAAUGAACUGUCAUUACAAAUGAACCUUCUUGGUACCUGUUGGGAGAUUUUUGGAUUUUAGAGUUAGGCCAGUCACAUCUCCAGCUUCCCUUGCUGCGAAAAUAUGCAACUGAACCCCUCACAGAGGGCUCAUCACCAUGUAGAUCACGGAAGGGGUCAUUAAUUGUGCUCGCUGACAUUUUAUUGCAGCCCGUUUAACUAUUUGUACAGAAAUUUUUUCAUUCUGCUAAAAUUUAUUUGGAGUUGUAUAUGAAACUAGGAGAACUCUGGAUACUUUUAUAUGCUCUCCACGUAAAAAUGAUUAAAACUUUCUAACACUAAAGUGUUAAACUGGAAUGGUUGACAAAAUACACAGGAUCUCAGUCUACAUAAAGGGUUAGGGGAAAUUAGUAUUUUCCUAAGUUUAUUCUGUUUUCCUUGCUAGAAAACAUCCCACAAAAGGGAUAUUCUUAUCAGACCUCCGCCAUCCAUGAGAGAGCAACUCGAUGUAACCACACCCAAAAGCAGAUACUGUUCUGUAUUACCAAAAGAAUCAGAAGAAACAGUUGUUAACCAAAGUGAGUGUAGAUUUCAGAAUCAUUCCAGCUCUACUCUUAACUGUCUUGGAUUUGUUAGAAACUGAUUUGAAAGAAAAUUUUCUUAAAAUUCCAUAUACACACACAUAUUAUGAAUUGUCUUUAAUUGUAGUCAGAAAAUUGUAACAGUAACUGAUUUGGACCAUUUUAAACAUUCCCUAUUUUAAAAUUCAUACGGCUUCCUUUAAGAAGUAGGAUGAAAGGGUAAAUUGGUGACAAGUUUGCUCUCUGCAUAGUCUAACUUUCUACCAGAUUGUGACUGAAUCAGAGAGCUCUAGCAUUUACCAGUGAGGUUCAUAAACUAAACUCUCAGGAAUUCAUUGCAUCUGUUCUAGAAGUGCUUCUGGGUCUGAGCCUGGCCUCUUCAGAGUGGUAAUACUGCCCAUUUCCUCUGGAAAAUAGGCAGGGCUAAUGAGAAAGUAAUCAAAAUGAUUAACCUCUGCAGCCCUUCAGCCUAUGGAAUGCUUUAAAAAAAAAAAAAAAGAAAGAAAGAAAAAUGCUAAAGGAAAACCCCAGGAGACAUUUUAGGUAAGAUUUUUGUUUGACUUUUAAAUGCAUAGAACAUUAAAAACCAGCAAUUUAUUUUCUAAAAUAUUGCUCUACUUUUGGGAAUAAUAGCAUUGGUAAUAUGCACAGGUUUACCUCAUUCUAUGCAAGAGGGGUUAAUAACAUAAGGUUUGUAGUAGCUACUGGAAGUAAAAUGUGUUACUUUUUAGUGUAAAAAUGUAUGGAAUCGCAUGUCACCAUUUUUAAUACUGACUCUGGGGGCUAAAUGCAGAUCACAUCAAUGCAAGUUGAUUCUUGUGUCAAAUAUAUGUGAAUUCAGCUGUAAAAUUACUGGAUAUUUAUCUUAAACAACAGUGCUGAGAGGGACCUACUGUAAAUGUGACGACAUCCUCACACUUCCCAAAUCUUUGACUUUGAAGGAUCUUCCCAGAAGCUUAAAGCCUAGAAGAGGUCCAAAGCAAAGGUCAUAGCAGUCUUUAUUCUCAGGCUCAGCGGAUGAAAUCCAGGACUGUGUUUCCAUGGUACCAGUGCAAGAAGCCUGUUGUAUGGGGUGCUCUCAUUCCUUGGGUGAGGAGCCCUCCAGGGGACUAACUAUAAGCCAGGAAGGAUGUGGUUCCAAGCCAGCCAGUCCUGGUAAUCAGUUCUGUGAAAUGCUCAUCCGUAGCCAGGUUUUACAAGCUUCCAAUUCUACACCAAAACCAGGCUUGGCGUGUUUAGAAUUCCCCGCCUACAUUCAUAAAGUGUUUAUGUUCACUAACAGUGAAGGGUUGGUGAGGACUUGCUAGAGUCCAAACAGAACCCGAAGCCCUCUUUGUUAAGACCCUCACUCUCACUCCUGCUGCUAACACAGACCCGUUAACCAGAGGAGGCUUCCAUCGUAGCCAUAAUUCCUGUCGUCGUGCAACUCAGUAGCCUGUCCUCUUUCACAGUUCAACAUGUACUGCUGACCUUGGGUUUGUUUUUGUUUUCCUGUUAGAAGCCUGGGAACUUUUAGUAGUUUGAUCGUUUUAACCUUUUUCCUUGCAGUGUAUGAGGAAAGCUAAAGCUGUUAUCAACUUCUUAUUCUGCGGAUACUAACACGGGUUUUCAGUGUUUGUUUGUUUUUAUUAUUAAUUAAUUUUGUGUGAUGUGAAUACCCUCACCCAUCAAUAUUUGUAUUAUGGUGCUAUAUAUUUGGUAAUGAUCCUUUAAUAUUGGGGAGGGAUUUUAAAAAUACUGUGAUUAAACUGGGUAUCUUCCUUUGAUUUUCAUAUUUUAAAUAAAGCCACAGUCAUUUAUACAAAAAAAAAAGCAUCUGUCCCUGGGCAAACCUUUCAAGGACAGAGGCCAAAGUAAAGUACAUGAGGUUUUUACAUCGUUUCUGUGUGCAUUUGAUAUAUAGAUCAAUAUCUGGACAAAUUUAAUCUUUUAUUUUCUGGUAACUUGUGAUUAUUGAGGAAGUGUUUGAAGCUUCCUCAUGGAAUGUAUAUAAUGGCGUGAAAAAUUCCUUCAGAGAAAUUUAUGUUCCUUUCAUUUUUACCAAAAUGCAAAUUUUCAGCAUGGAUGUGAAAAGCAUUAAAAUUAUAACUUUGUGUACAAGAUGAAAAUAAUUCACUAAAUUUGCCCUUUUUUUACACAAAAUAAAAUGUUAAAGUUAAGCUUUA